ACUGAAUUUGAGGUAUUCGUUUUCUGUAAGCCAUAAUUAUUAACAUUUACAUUAACAAAUAUUAAGGCUUGAAAUGUUGCACUCUAUGUGGAAUGAAUGCAUACAAUAUGUGAGGUUUGAUUUAUUGAAAAGGUAGUGAACUUUUUGAUGAUAUUCUUCCUUCUAAAUGCGUCUGUGUGGUUAAAUUUGACAUUUUUAGUCACCACACACAUGCAGCAAAAUUGCCAUAGCUUAACAGAGAUUCAACAUUUUGAAACGUUUGCUAAGCUGUAUUUCAGCUCCCAAGUAGUAUGACUCAUGAGAGAAAGGUAAUCACAGGCAAUAAUGUGGACCGCUGCAGGGCAAGCCCCGUUGUGGAGGAAUACCCUUGAGAAAGUCCACGCCGUCUGCAAAUGACUGCUCAUAUAAUUCUAGGGAUCGCCCUGGCUCCGCAGCCACUCACGUGUGUCGUUGCAUACAGCCCUGAAAGCAUUAUCCAAUCACCGUCUGUUUUACAAACACUGCCUUCACGCUAUUGGCUAACCGUAAACAAGGGCGUUUUUUGGGGUGCUCGCUCCAACAGCACCAUCUCUGGCAGGUGUUGUGCGCUUUAAAACCACACAGUAGGGUAAUUUUUAGGACGAUAGGCAGGUAGUUGUAGAGAAUUAAGCUCUCUGUAGGUUCUUUUUUGUUCUUUUUUUGUUUUACGCGUUUAUGUUUGUGCCACUGAAGUCGCUGCGGACCCCAGCGGAGCGGCGGUGAAUGAGAGGAACGUCGGGGUUCCCCUCUCUCCUCUCUCUGAGCCAGACACUUUGUGUUUUACAACCAGCGGUGAAUUAGACAACAGCUCCUUCAACAUGCAGCCUCAGAAAAAAGACGGAAAAGCCCCUACAUGUUGAAUAUAUCUCACCACCGGCCGAGUCCUGAAUGAGAGAGGAGUCCUUCACGACCGCGGCCGCCGUCAGGAUCCCCCCCAUUCCCGGAGCUGCCUCUGUUCUCCUUCGCCCGCCGGUGUUGGCACCAGAAAAUGAUAUGUUGAUGAUAUUUUCUGGAAGCGGUCGUGCCUUUUGUUUUCAUCUCGGGGUUUGCGAUAUGCGGAUCCGCGGGGACGCCACGGAGCCCGGACGAGCGGACGUUUUUGCUCUGCUUUGAAAAAAUGAGGAAGCGAUUUCAUAAAGACCCAGAAAAUGGCAAGAAGGUCUCGUCGUCCGUGGGCCCGGAUUUGAGCAAAAUGAGAAAGAAAGGGGCGAACGCAACAGCGACGGCAUGAAUAGUUUCCCACAGAAUGACACCGAGGGAUGUAAAACGGCGGAGGUAGACGAGACGCAGCAUCGAUGAAGGCGAUCUGGACAAGUUUUGAGUCGCUCAUAAUGAACAGAAACACUUCACAGCUUCGUGUCAGAUCGUUUUCACCAUACUGAAAGCUAUUUCCUUUCGCCUUUUUUGGAAAUUUUUCCAAUUCAUCAGUCAUAUCUCUCUCUCUCUCCUUUUUUUUUUUAAACAUUGCAUGUUUUAUUUUUUUUUUCUUUUAUAUUUUUGAUCCGGAACCAGCCCUGACUGUUCAAUGGAAGUAUGUUAUCAGUUGCCGGUUUUGCCUCUAGACAGGCCGGUUCCCAAGCAUGUCCUCAGCCGGAGGGGGGCCAUUAGUUUCAGCUCCAGCUCUUCCCUUUUCGGGGCUCCUGAUCCAAGACAGCUGUCACAGAGACGAGGGGCCAUCUCCUAUGACAGCUCUGAUCAGACGGCGCUGUACAUUCGUAUGCUAGGAGCUUGUGUAGUGUUCAAACAGCUGUUUGCAAGAGAUGUGAGAGUACGAAGUCAGGUUGGAUUUGAACCGGAACGCCGAAGCUCCCACCCCUACCUUUGCAUAGACUUCCGAACUCUUCACACGCGGCUGAGCUGCGGAUCCUCGCCGGCUGACUCUGGUACUGAAAAGAGGGUCCACAGGCUGCUCAGCUUCCAGCGAUAUCUGCACUCGUCCCGCCUGCUGCGGGGAAUCCCCCAGCAGAUCCCCCUCCACAUCCUCGACGAAGACUACAGCGGACAGGCUAGAUGCAUGUUGGAAAAAGUUGGCAACUGGAAUUUUGACAUUUUCCUCUUUGACAAGCUGACAAAUGGAAACAGCCUGAUCACCCUGACUCUCCACCUGCUCAACCAGUAUGGCCUGGUGGACCUCUUCCAGCUGGACAUGGUCAAGCUUUGGAGGUUCCUGGUCCUGGUGCAGGAAGACUACCACAACGACAACCCAUAUCACAACUCCGUUCAUGCUGCAGACGUGACACAGGCCAUGUACUGCUACCUGCAGGAGCCCAUGCUGUCAAAGUCUCUAACGUCGUACGACAUCCUGCUGGGACUUCUUGCGGCUGCCACACACGACCUGGACCAUCCUGGGGUCAACCAGCCCUUCCUCAUUAAGACUGACCACUAUUUAGCCACACUCUAUAGAAAUACCUCGGUUCUGGAAAACCACCACUGGAAGUCGGCAGUGGGUCUCCUCAGAGAGACCGGACUGUUCUCUCACCUGCCGCCUGAGGACAGCAUGAACAUGGAGAGGGAACUGGGCUCUUUAAUCCUGGCUACGGACAUCAGCAGACAGAACGACUACCUGUCCAGGUUUCGCACCCACCUGGACCAGGAGAGCCUGUGCUUGACCAACGCCAGUCAUCGUCACUUUGUCCUGCAGAUGGCUCUGAAGUGUGCAGACAUCUGUAACCCCUGCAGACCCUGGGAGCUGAGCAAGCAGUGGAGCGAGAAAGUGACGGAGGAGUUCUUCGAACAGGGAGACAUCGAGAAGAAACACAAACUUCAGGUCAGCCCGCUCUGCGACAGAGAGACGAACACCGUCGGCAACAUCCAGAUAGGCUUCAUGACGUACGUGGCAGAGCCGCUGUUCGGAGAGUGGGCCCGGUUCUCGGACACGCGCCUGUCUCAGACCAUGCUGGGUCACAUGGGGCUGAACAAGGCCAGCUGGGGCGGCCUGCAGCCGGAGCAAACCGCCGUCUCCGAGGAGACGGAGCCGAGCGCGGCCGGCGCCGACGCAGGAGGAAGCCGCUCCAAAGAAAUACCUCAGGGAAGCAGAGAAUCCUGACACUCCUUGUUCGCCCUUUCACUUCAACCUCCUGACCCCUGACCCCAGGGGCCUCAUCCACACACUGAGGGCAAGUGGAGCUCCCACCGCCGGCCCGGCCUAAUUUGAACACCUUGUUGAUAUGUUGUUGCUUUGGCCUCCCAUCACAAUAAACCACUGAUUUUUCUUUUUUUUUUUUUUAUUUAAUUUAUUUAAUGAAAAAAAAAUUUUUUUUGGCAUAGAGCAAUACAUAGAUACCUCAUUUGGCAACUGCUGUAUUUUCUCUUAUUUGCUUUAUUUUAUUUAUUUGAGGACUGUAUUUUUGAGGCAUUAACGACUAAAUAUGCCACUUUUUUUGUUGUUGUGGAACGUUAAGGUGAAAGCAGUAUAAACUGAAAACUUAAUUUCUUUUUUUUUUUUUUUUUUGAAGUGCCAUUUGAAAACAAAAAUAAAAUUUAAAAAAAACAUUUGACGGACAACUGGAGUAUUCGGAGACCCUCCUGAGACUUUUUCAGUUUGCCGUGUUGCAUUUGUACUGAAGAUUCUUCCUUAUGUACAAAAAAAAGAGAGAAAA
Messenger RNA from Poecilia latipinna (sailfin molly), 3617 nucleotides. RefSeq names its product phosphodiesterase 7A (gene pde7a). NCBI's taxonomy places the organism in Eukaryota, Metazoa, Chordata, Actinopteri, Cyprinodontiformes, Poeciliidae. The record is from RefSeq and is a predicted model, not a curated record. Gene Ontology annotation, biological process: signal transduction. The transcript is spliced from 13 exons. Gene Ontology annotation, molecular function: 3',5'-cyclic-nucleotide phosphodiesterase activity. Bases 1544 to 3064 code for a protein of 506 amino acids.